Messenger RNA from Carassius auratus (goldfish), 526 nucleotides. RefSeq names its product MICOS complex subunit MIC10-like. The record is from RefSeq and is a predicted model, not a curated record. Gene Ontology annotation, cellular component: mitochondrion; MICOS complex; mitochondrial inner membrane. The transcript is spliced from 4 exons. NCBI's taxonomy places the organism in Eukaryota, Metazoa, Chordata, Actinopteri, Cypriniformes, Cyprinidae. Bases 105 to 335 code for a protein of 76 amino acids.
CAGCGCGUACACACUCCUCCACUGCCGGAGAAGGAAAGUAUGACAGUUGUGCUACAGCCUUCAAGCCAAAGUCAUCCGUUUCACCGCCGCCGUCCGCUGACAUCAUGUCUGAGAAAGAGCUCGGGCAAAAGUGGGACCGCUGCCUCGCAGACUGCGCUGUUAAAUUCGGUACCGGUCUGGGUCUAGGAAUUGUGUUCUCUGUUGUUUUCUUCAAGCGCCGGACGUGGCCCAUUGUGUUUGGGACAGGACUGGGUCUUGGCAUGGCUUAUUCUAACUGCCAGAAUGACUUGAGGUCACAUUAUGUACUGCAGAGUAAAGUUGCUAAGGAGCAGUAGAGUCACAUCAGUUAUGGAUUCUGUCAUCUGCCUUGCUUUUCAUACAGUAUUCAAAGCCUGACACAACAGACUGGUUGUCUUUCUUUCUCCAUAACAUCCAUCUUCUUGUACAGGACAGUCUGUUUAUUUAAUAAAAUAUAUAAAAAAUGAGCUUUUAAGUUUGCUAAGGAUGAUUUGAAUGUGAUUUAUUU